Molecule: messenger RNA, 1566 nt
Organism: Pleurotus ostreatus (oyster mushroom)
Lineage: Eukaryota; Fungi; Basidiomycota; Agaricomycetes; Agaricales; Pleurotaceae
Exons: 17
Coding region: 1-1566 (521 amino acids)
Biological process (GO): thymine catabolic process; L-valine catabolic process
Cellular component (GO): mitochondrion
Molecular function (GO): methylmalonate-semialdehyde dehydrogenase (acylating, NAD+) activity; malonate-semialdehyde dehydrogenase (acetylating, [NAD(P)+]) activity
Source: RefSeq, a predicted model, not a curated record
AUGGCAGCCUUGAACGCAUUGGCGCGCCCCAAGGCAGAGAAGCUAUCGGCGGAAUGGAAGGGCACCAGUGCCACAGGGGGCAACACCAAGAAUUUCAUCGGUGGUGAAUUCGUCGAGAGUCAGACUUCGGAAUGGUUCGAUGUUGUGGAUCCAUCGACACAAACGCUACUCUCGCGUGUUCCGCAGACUACAGACUCAGAAUUCGAACAGGCCGUCAAGGCUGCCUCGGAGGCGUUCAAGACUUGGAGUCGUACAAGCGUGAUCCGUCGUCAACGAUUCGUAAUUGAGCUUCAACAACUUAUACGAGAGAACUCGGACGCGUUGGCAGCCAGUAUUGUACUAGAACAAGGAAAGACGUUUGCGGACGCACAGGGUGAUGUCCUUCGAGGUCUGCAAGUCGUAGAGAGUGCCAUCGCCAUCCCAUCCAACCUGAUGGGUGAUAAGCUUGAGGUUGCGAAAGACAUGGACACGGAGACCCGAAAAGUUCCAUUGGGUGUCUGUGCGAGUAUUGCACCUUUCAACUUCCCAGCGAUGAUACCGCUGUGGACGAUUCCAAUGGCUGCGGUUACCGGUAAUACUCUCAUCUUGAAGCCUUCGGAGCGCGAUCCUGGUGCGGCAAUGAUAAUCGCCGAACUCUGUCAACGCGCGGGUCUCCCCCCUGGUGUUGUCAACGUGAUCCACGGUGGUGUCCCAACGGUCAACGCAAUCUGCGACCACCCAGCCAUUAAAGCGAUCAGCUUCGUUGGAGGCGAUCGCGCGGGUAAGCACAUAUAUGAACGCGGCACGUCACAUGGGAAACGCGUCCAGGCCAAUAUGGGAGCCAAAAACCACGCUGUAGUUAUGCCUGACGCUAACAAAAACUUGGCGCUCAACUCCAUAAUUGGGGCUGCUUUCGGUGCUGCUGGACAAAGAUGCAUGGCUAUUUCAGUCGCCCUCCUCGUCGGCGAGGCUCAGGCAUUCCUUCCGGACCUCAUUGAGCGCGCCAAGAAACUCAACGUCAACGGCGGGUUUGAAAAGGGUGCCGACUUCGGCCCGGUGAUCUCUCCCAAGGCAAAGGAACGCAUUGAAGGUUUGAUCGCUUCCGUUCAAGAGGAAGGUGGCGAAAUUGUCCUCGACGGACGCGGCUACACGGUCGAAGGAUAUCCCGAGGGCAACUUCGUUGGUCCGACCAUCGUGAAAGUGACAACGGAGAUGAAGGCAUACAAGGAGGAGAUCUUCGGCCCCGUGCUUGUGGUCUUGACCGCAGAUACUCUCGAUGACGCGCUUGAUAUCAUCAACGCCAACAAAUAUGGUAACGGUACUGCUAUCUUCACUCAAUCCGGCCCUACUGCCCGCAAGUUCGAGCAUGAAGUCGAAGUCGGCCAAAUUGGAAUCAACGUCCCCAUUCCCGUUCCCUUGCCCAUGUUCUCCUGGAGCGGCAACAAGGCCAGCUUCUUGGGUGACAUUGGCUUCUACGGCAAAGGUGGAAUCAACUUCUACACGCAGAACAAGACCAUCACCAGCCUCUGGAAAGCAGAAGAUGCCGCAGGCCAGCGUGCUUCCGUCAACAUGCCAACUCAUAACUGA